Messenger RNA from Lathyrus oleraceus (garden pea), 1224 nucleotides. RefSeq lists its product as uncharacterized. NCBI's taxonomy places the organism in Eukaryota, Viridiplantae, Streptophyta, Magnoliopsida, Fabales, Fabaceae. The coding region runs from base 1 to 1224 and encodes 407 amino acids. Gene Ontology annotation, biological process: DNA integration. The transcript has 3 exons. Gene Ontology annotation, molecular function: nucleic acid binding. The record is from RefSeq and is a predicted model, not a curated record.
AUGACUAGUAUUCGACACAUACCUCGAUUGAAAAAUCAAGUGGCUAAUGACUUGGCUCAGAUUGCAUUCGGGUAUAAAAUUUCAAAAGAAAAAUUGCAAAAAGUCAUUGAAGUUAGAGGAAGAGUCGUGCCGACCAUAUUAGCCCCAUCAGAUUUGGAGAAAACAAACCUGGGAUACGCUAAUAAAGAAAACUUCAAAAUAUUGGCAAUAGAUAACCUGGCAGACGAAGAUUGGAGGAAACCAAUAGUGGAAUAUUUACAAGAUCCAAGGGCGUCUGCCGACCGAAAAAACCAGACUCCUGAGGGAGUUUUGCUUAAAUAUCUUAGUGAAUCAGAGGCAUAUUUAGCUCUUUUGACUGUCCAUAGUGGGGAAUGUGGGGCGGACCAAGUUGGCCAUAAGAUGAAAUGGAUUCUAUUUCGCCAAGGAAUGUAUUGGCCUACCAUGCUGAAAGACUGCAUCGAAUUUGCCAAAGGGUGCCAAGAAUGUAAGGUACAUGCGGGCAUACAACAUGUCCCUACGAGCGAAUUACACUCUAUAGUCAAACCUUGGCCUUUUAGAGGUUGGGAUUUGGAUUUAAUUGGGGAAAUUCAACCACCAUCAUCAAAGAAUCAGAGGUAUAUCUUGGUUGGCGUUGAUUAUUUUACAAAAUGGGUCGAAGUUAUAUCUUUGCCAAAUGUGGCCCAAGAAGAUGUGAUUGAAUUUUUCCAGAAACAUAUUAUUUAUAGAUUUGGAAUCUCAGAGACUGCCACAACAGAUCAAGGAUCAAUAUUUACUGGUCGAAAGAUGCAAGAAUUUGCUAAGGAAAUGGGUUUUAAAUUGUUAAAGUCUAUGCCAUAUUAUGCUCAGGCUAAUGGUCAAGUCGAAGCAGCUAAUAAGAGGCAUCAUGAAAUUCCAUCAGAAUCAUAUUGGAACAUGAUGCUGGAUGAACUAGUCGAUCUAGAUGAAGAGAGACUAAAUUCCUUGGAAUUAUUAAAACGACAAAAGAAGAGAGUAGAGAACUCUUAUAAUAAGAAGGUUAAACUUAAAACAUUUUCUCCUAAAGACUUGGUCUGGAAAGUUGUCCUUCCAAUGGAUCGAAAGGAUAGAACCUUUGGGAAGUGGUCUCCCAAGUGGGAAGGCCCUUUCCAAAUUUUGCAAGUAUUCUCUAAUGGUGCCUAUGAGAUUGAGGAACUUAGUGAAGACAAGAAUCUUGAGAGUAAAUGGAAAAUAUUUGAAACGAUAUAG